This is a messenger RNA of Suillus subalutaceus, 3765 nucleotides long. Its product is annotated as CHAT domain-containing protein. The transcript has 5 exons. Lineage: Eukaryota; Fungi; Basidiomycota; Agaricomycetes; Boletales; Suillaceae. Gene Ontology annotation, molecular function: protein binding. The coding region runs from base 188 to 3583 and encodes 1131 amino acids. The record is from RefSeq and is a predicted model, not a curated record.
CAUACAAGCGUCUAUCAUGCUAAUGCUAAAAGCGCUGAACUGCCAUCGAACAACAUGGAAAUACACGUGCAGCAUCACCUGAACGUUCUGAACCCUCGAUUUCUCUUCUUCGUCUUGUUUUACAGUCCCCGUAUCCCCACUCACCACCCGGCCCAUCCUCGAUCUCCCCGUGUUGCUUCAUCGCACCAUGCCCGGUAGCUUAGAAGGCCGAUAUAUCAAACUCGAAGUUAUCGGCGGAAAAAACCUCAAAGGUCCCUCGGGGCGCAUUCCUGCUGGCAUCUACAUAUCCAUCAAUGUUGACACGAGGAGACGCUGGAAAUCAGCCAUUAGAGUCUUAUCAUCCGACGAAUCAGUCGCGUGGGGCGAUACUGUGACCCUAUCAUUAGACGCAUCACCCGAAUUAUCAGUGGAGAUCAGGGCGUCCUUCGAGUUCGAUCGAAUGCUGGGCAAUGGGGAAGUCGUUGGAAAACUGGAAACAUCAUGGGAUGCGUUGCUCGAUCAUGGAAAUGAGCCUUUCGACAUAUCCUUCCCGCCCGUUCAGGGUGUUCAACCUUUCCUCACGCUGAAGGCCGCUGUUCUACAUCCUUGCGACAAUCAUGACAGUGCAGUGCUUGACACCAUCGUUGAAAGUGAAGUUGCUCAAGAGACGGAUGCGGGCCAUGAACGAUUUGCCACAUACGUGACAAGCAAGAUGGUCUCUCACCUGAAUGAUGCCAUACAGCAUUUUCAGUUGGUCCUGGACCAAUGUCCGGUUGGCCAUCCUGACCGCGCAGGGGCUCUCACCAACCUCACGUGGGCCCGCCUCAAAGGCUACAUUCAAAAGGAUCUUCAAGACAUCGACUGUAUCACUUCUCUCUUCCGCGAAGCCCUUGCAUUGCGUCCGCAGGGCCACCCCGAUCAUCCAUUAUAUCUUUAUCACCUCACCGAAGCGUUGAACUGGCGCCACGACUAUCAACAUACCGCCGCUGAUAUCUGUGAAUCGGCCCAACUUCACUAUGAGCUACUGCCUCUCUGUCCAGAGUACACCUACCUUCACAGCGUCGCGGCAGGGAAAAAUGGUGUCGAUUAUGUGAUCCGUGAAUGCAACGAACUUCCAAUAGAUGCAUCCGAUGAAGGCAUUCACCUUCGACGAGUUGUACUCAAGCUCUGUCCUCUGGGCAACGAGUACCAUCUAAAAGCACUCGACAACCUUGCAUGGGCUCUCAUAACACGCUUUGAACAACGUGGCAGCAUUGAUGAUCUAGACGAGUGCAUACAAAGACAUCGUGAAGCUGUUUCUCUGUGCUCCGAGGGACAUUCUGAACACCAUUUCUACCUGAAUCAGUUGGCCUCGUCAUUAUGGCACCGUUUCAAUCACCAAGGCAACUAUCAUGACCUCGACGAGGGCAUCUCUUUGUGCGAAGAAGCGAUGCACCUGUUCCCUGUCGAGUCAGAACAUCGUCAUGUCACAUUGGACAACCAAGGAGCCGCCCUCGCCGCCCGUUUCAAGCGCCGCGGUGAUGUUAACGACAUCAACAGAGCCACAAGCCUCUUUCGCGAGGCACUGACGUUGUGCCUGUCUGGGGAUCCUUGUCAUGCCAAAACACUUAAUAACCUUGCCCGCGUGCUCAAAUUCAGAUAUGACAAAUUGAAUGUCCACGAAGAUCUCAAUGAGGCCAUUGACCUGCACCGCGAUUCUCUUCGGUCAAUUCACAAUUCACAUCGCCAUAAAUAUCUUAACAAUUUGAGCUCGGCGCUGUCCUCUCGUUUCACACAAACACAGAAGAAUGAAGAUGUCGAGGAGGCCAUUCGAUUGUGCCAAGAAUCAUUGGAGGCUUUGCCUUCACUGCACCCGGAUAGAUAUUUCAGCUACAUGCGGUUGCAGGAAGCCUAUUUGUCUCGUUACAGAGUGCAACGCAUGUCUGCUGAUUUGUCGCUCGCUGUAGAGAACUUCAGAAUGGCAUCACGACAUCCCACGCAAGGCUUUCCAGACCGCAUUCUGGCAGCCUGGAACUGGAUUGUCGCAGCAGAGCAGCACAGUCACCCAUCUGCACUGGAGGCCUAUACAACAUUUUUCGACCUUCUUGACCGUCACUUGGCAACACGAUCGUCGGCAAUUUCGCGGCGUGAAGCUGCUGCUGCCUUCCAAUAUGCCAGAUCAGUGCCUGUAGAUGCAGGAUCAUGUGGCAUACGCCGGUGCAACCUCGAAAAGGCCAUCGAACUUGUGGAGCAGGGUCGUGGUCAACAGUGGUCGCUCGCCUCACGGCUCAGGACUCCGCUGGAAGAUCUCGAGUCGGAAAAUCUGAAUCUAGCCCACAGAUUUUCGGAGCUGAGCAAGUGUCUGUCCGGGGCUCACGGUUCCACUAUCAGCACAGACAGAGCUGCUGUUGAUCGGGCAGAAACAGAGUACAGGAAACUUACGGAGCAGUGGGGAGCAGUGGUGGCUGAAAUUCGUAAUCUUAAAGGUUUCUCGAGGUUCCUUCUCCCGCCGUCGUAUAGAGAAUUGCGAGCGGCAGCACGUCACGGCCCAGUCAUUAUCCUCGUUGCGAGUCAAUACUCGUGCAACGCCAUCAUUGUCCCGACGUCAGGAGAGCUCCAUCAUGUUCCCUUGCCGUCCAUCACCCUUACAGAUCUGAAGAAUCUCAAGGAUCGCUUCGCCAGGGCGAUACGACACGCAUCUAUUAUGGGCCCAAAGGUGCCGCGGAAUGACCUAAUUGUCCUCUUGCGGACAGUAUGGGGCAACAUCAUGCUACCCAUCGUCAGCGUUCUCCAGCAUGACCUGAAAUUAAAGUUACAAUCACGAAUCUGGCUGUGUCCAACCGCAGCUUUCACGUCCAUUCCUCUCCACGCAGCUCAUCCCUUUCAAACAAAUGCAGAUCGCUCGAAGGAGCCAUGCCUGGAGGAUCUCUACAUUUGUUCUUACACGCCGACACUUUCGGCUCUGGCCAGAUCUAGGCAGAUGAUGAAGCAGCGUGUCCCUCCGUCCUUUGUAGCGAUUGGACAGGGUCAACCGGGUGCAGGGAAAAGCAAGGAGCUCCUGGCUGUCGACAGCGAGAUUGAGCUUGUCCGAAAGCUCGUCCCUGCGACGACCAUCCGUACCACUAUUUCUGGUGACGCAGCCACACGAGCUGGUGCACUCCAAGCAUUGGAAGAGAACACCUGGGUGCACCUUGCCUGUCAUGGAAAGCAGGACCGGGAGCAGCCUUACAAUUCUCACUUCGUCAUGAAAGAUGAACCUGUCACGCUACUUGAUAUCAUGGAGAAAGACAUUCCUCACGCCGAAUUCGCGUUCUUGUCAGCAUGUCAUACCGCCGUCGGCGAUGAGGAGACUCCCGAUGAGGAGACUCCCGACGAGGUGAUUCACCUUGCGGCUGGACUACAAUUUUCAGGAUUCAAGAGCGUCAUUGGCACGCUGUGGGAGGUCGACGACGCUGUCGCAAAACAUGUUGUCAAAGCUUUUUAUGAGAAUAUGUUCAAGGAUUUGGAGGACGGUGGUGAGAUGGACUGUACGAAGGCGGCCUGGGCACUCAAUCGUGCUACGCACUCCGUAAAGACGAAAGUUCCGCUUGAGCAGAGGAUGGUUUUCAUUCAUGUUGGUGUGUAGUUCCUGUCGUGUUGCUUUCAUCUGGUAUGUUUUUAAGCUAUUGAUUUCCGAUGCUCUUGGUCACUGUAGCACCUGUCAAUUGUAGGAUUACCUUCUGUUUUGUCAUACUGUUGUUUCGCAUUCCCUCACAUGAUAUCGACUACUCUAUAAUAUUUUGCAAUUCAUUCAAUGUUCUAAGUAUC